AUGGCGGAUGAUUCAUCUGAUGAACUAAAUACAUGCUCAGCUGAAGAUGCGACUAUAAAUUUAAACGACGACUUACCUUCCGAGUCGGAGCACUCGUCGGUAAUAUAUGAGUCUCCAAGUGCCACUUCGACCAACCAGGCAAGGCCGUAUUCGCUACAGAGGCAUAGGCGAAUGGGCUCAGUGACAUCUUUUUCAAAUUGUAGACGAAGCAUAGAUAAUGAGAGCGUCAUACUGUCCAACACUUUGUUCAAUGACGAUAGUAAGAGCAGCACCUACUCGCCAUUGGGUCCAAACUCGAUCUAUGAGUUAACAAUUGGCUCUGAUAUAGCUCGAUUGAGGAGAAAUCGUGCUUUGAAAACAAUGGUCACGUUGAAUGGAGGAACAACCACCAUAUAUAAUAUUGAUGCUCCAACAUCAAAGGAUAUUCCUCAGGUUCAAUUGGAACGCUUAAAGAAAAAAGUACCAAACCGAGUACUAGAGGAGAAGUUUAUCAAUGAUAUAGCUGGUGAAUAUAAAAAAUUCGAGGAAAGUUAUAGAGCAUUAACCGAAGAUUCGUUGAAAAAGCUCUCAGAGGCAACAGAGAAAAAUAAUGGCCAAUUUUCAAGAUCUUCUUCAAUUGAAAGUUUACAAAAACAACAAGAAAGUGGAACACUGUUGGCGGAAAUUCCAGAGGUGUUUCUUGACCCAGACUUGAAAUUGGACGACCCGCGUAUCUUCAGCCAAGUGUUGGAAGAUUCUGACUUGAAGCUAAUGGAAGAGGACCACAUUGUAAAUGAUACUGCAUUACAGGACAAACUAUCUCAUUAUUUGGACUUGGUGGAAUUGAAUUUGGUUUCGGAAAUUGAAAGGACGUCAGAUUCUUUUUUUGACGCUAUCGGAGAUAUAGAAAGCAUUCAGAAGAAAUCUCAAACUUGCGUCGAAAAAUACCAUAGACUUUUGAACAAUAUCACCACGCUCGAGCGGGAUCAAGCAAAGCUAGGUCUUGAGGUACUUGCGAAGAUGGUUGAAAGACGUAACGUGGAAAUUUUGGAAAAAUCCAUUAUUCAAUUACAGUACAUCACAACAAUAUUCCUGAAUGCCAAAAGGUCCUUCAGUGCUAAUGAUAACGUCAAGUGUCUAAAUGAAAUUGUUACCGUUGAAAACCUCAUUAAUGGUGUAGAUCGUACUGAUAUUGUUGAUGAAGAGGUAAAGAGCAUGUAUCCCAAUCUCCCAAUGGUUGAUCUUCAAAAUUUACCUGCAUUGAUUCAUUUACGUAAUGAUCUACAAUCACUCAAAACUGAUUGUGCUAGGAAGUAUAUUGAAGAUUUCAUUGAGUUGCUUCUAGACGAUUUGAGAGGACAUUAUCAAAGUGUACCUACAAGAGACACGUUCAAUCGAAUGUAUGCCAAUAAGGACAAAACAAGAAAAAGUGCAUCAAAAACUGUUAAUAUGUCUUACCUUCAAGUUGACUCUGAAGUGAGACUUCAAUUGCAGGAGUUUGUUAAGAGCCUCAUCAAGGCAGAAGAACUCACCAAUGCAUACACGUUUUAUCAAAACAGUUUUAUUUCGGAGAUCAAAGAGGUGAUUAAACAGAACUUGCCCACUGGUACCGCUUUAAAUGAAACUCCUUCAUUGCAAAACUCAUCUGAAAGUACACCAGCUCCAAAACAAGUGGACGGUGCUAAUGAAACGAUUCGACCUCAAAACGCAAUGAGUACGAACAUUAAGAUUCUUACGCCAAAAGAGUUUGAAGAAAUGCUCUGCAAAACAUAUGCCCAAUUAUCAGAAUGUUUGCGAAGAUUAACUGUUCACCAAAAGAUGUUAUUGGACCUUGCAUUAACGGCCAUGAUUCCAAGUAAUAAUAAUAGUAACAAUAAUUAUAAUAAUAAUAAUAAUAAUAACAAUAAUAAUAACAAUAAUAAUAACAACAAUAGCAAUAAUAACCAUCAUCAUCAUCAUAAUAAUAAUAAUAAUAAUAAUAGUGAUAAUAAUAAUAGUUUGGAUAUAAUGUCCUUGGAUAUUACGAAAUCUAUACACAAAGCUAUUGAACUUACUCAAAUCAGACUCAUGAAAGUUAUUAGCGUAAGACUGGAGCAAACUGCGGAUUUGCCUUUACCGCUUUAUCUAAAAUUGUACUCACUUACUUCAGCAUAUUUACAGGAAUGUGAGCUCAUAAACCCUGCAUUUGCCUUUAGCGGAGCAGGUAAUGUGUUGAGUGAGUGGUUUCAAAAUCAUAUAACAUAUUUUAUACAUAGACUUCAUGUGAACUCGUUCAAACUGAUGGUAAACAGUUGCUCAAAAGAAACAUGGAAGGUAAUGGAAAACCCAGAAACUUUGGCGCCCACACAGCUUGCUUUGAACCAAAUUGUUGAGUAUUCAGAGUAUGUUCAGAGCAAUGGAGAAAAUGGCUUUUCAGGUGAUAAGUGGCUAGAAAUUUUCAACUUUUAUGAAGCACAGCAAGAACCCGAUAUUCUUGCUGAGCAAGAAUCUUUGCUGCUGCCAACAAGAUUAUUUAUCGGUGAGAAUGAGUUUAUUGUUCCGAAUUUGGCUGUAAUUGUAACCAAUCACGUAAAAGAUUACAUGAUAGCUAGUAAGGCAUUCCCCACUUUUGCAUCAACAAUUGAAAAUAAUCUUUUGAACUAUUUCAAGGAUUUGAACUCAAAAACUUCGCAAUCUGUGCUUGGAGCUGGAGCAACGAGAACUGCUGGGUUGAAGCAUAUAACGACUAAACAUUUAGCAUUAUGUAUCCGAUUUAUCGAGUACAAUAUAGCUUUUCUUCAGAGUUUAAAAGGAGCAUUUAAAGAUUCCAAACGGAAGAGUGAUGAUGAAGUUACAUUUGCAAAGAUAAUUAGUAACUACAAGGAUCAUGAAACUGAACUCUUUGCAAAGAUCAUCACCAUUAUGCAAGUUCGAACAACAGCCGGUUGUACCAAACUGCUCGCCAUUGAUUGGUCAGUACCACUUAAGCAUCCGCAACAGUGCCAUAGUUAUAUGGAAGAUCUCGUGCGUGACACUUCAACCGUGGCAAAAGUCUUAAUGAAGUAUUUACCAGACUUGAAGUAUUCACUAGUAUUGCUGCAGAUUUUUGAUAGUUACAAGAGACUUCUUGUUGAGAAUUAUUGUACCAAAUUGCCAGCAUUUAAGGACUUUAAUGAAAAACAAAAUUUGUUACGGGAUAUUGAUUAUUUCAGAGACAAACUUGGUGAUUUACCAGGGUAUGGCAACUCGGGGCAGGUUAUUUGGGAGAAUGUUAAUCUGAUGCCUACCGAAGAAGAUGUUAGAAUGGAAGAGAAAAUGAGGCAAAAUAAAGAUGAAGCAAAGAGACAACAAGCUGAGCCAAUACUAGCUAAAUCAAGACUUAGUUUUGAGAAAUUGGUCUCUUCUGCUCGAAGCUCUUUUGAAAGAAGUCCUGCUCCUCUGCAGGAAUUGCCGUCAGUUGCUGAGAAUAAUGAGCAACAAGUUGAUGAGAAAUUAAUAGAAAAGGAAAACAAUACAACUGCAGCAGUGGAGACUUCUUCUCCUCCACCUAAACCUCCUCAAUCCGCCUCUGUGUCAGAAACUUUGGUUUCGGAAAAGGAAGAGAAUCAGGAGAAUCAGGAAAAUCAGGAAAAUCAGGAGAAGCAGGAGAAGCAGGAAAAAAAAUCUAGCGUGGUUUCUGGUGCUGCUGAUGGUAUCGACAAGGAGUCAAGAGAGGGUUCUCAGCCUGUUGAAUUUACUGAAAAUGAAUCGAAUUUGGAACCGGGAGUAAUGGAAGCUGAAACAAGUGAGAUAGGUGAAAAAACUACUAGUGUCCCUGUCACAGAAAUGCCUAGCAAUAAAGAAGAAGUUAGGACAGAGGCAGAGCUUACCAAAGAAGGAGAUGUUUCUACAAAAGCACAGUCUAUUAAGGAAGAAGAUAUCACUACCAAGGAAGAGCCCACGACAAACCAAGAAGUUCCUCAACAUAUGCAAACCAUCAAUAAGAAGUCUAGUCCGCUUGAAAACGAUAGCAAAGUAAAGAUGUUGGAUACAGAGUCAGACGUAACUGCAAAAACUGCUUUAUCCGUUUCUACUGAGGGCAACGAUACAAAGUCGAAAAAGGAACUUUUCAACAAAGAAAGCUCUGCUGAAGACUCACAUAAAGAGAAUGAAGCAUUAUCUCCUGAGACUAGCAAGACAGAAGAACAAAAAUCUACAGAUAAUUCUCAUGAUAGUUUACCACAAGACGUCCAGGUGAUGGCUGAUUCGCAAGAGGCUGUGCUGAAUCAUCAGGUUGUCCAUUUAGAUGGAAAUCAAAAAGACGAGCAAGAUAAUGAAAAGCAGAAUGAUCUAGAUUUAGAAAUAGAAAUAGAACCAGCUGCACCUACUAUUCACAAACAAAAAGUCACUGAUGUAACCAAAUCUAUAGAUGAAACUCAUAAUACCGCCCAUUUGACGAAAGCUUCAAAUAGUGCUGAACCAAUUAGGGGCAUGACAAAGAAUAUGAAGGAUCUCGGUAUUACCGAUAAUACGAAACAGGGACUGCAACUAGAUCUUGCUGAAGACUUUGUAUCAAAGCCAACAACGGAGACAGUGAAUUUGAAUGAGAGAGAAUCUGGCAUUGAUGAGACCAUAAGCGAAAAUCCAAACAACAGUACUAAUGGCAAGGAAUUGGAGGAAGAGCAACAAAACGACCACGAACCUAGAGCCGAUCCAGGUAAGGAAACAAUUAUCACCACCGUCGCAAAGGAUAAGGAAGAAAAUAACGUGAAUGUUCCUAAUAACAACAAAUCCAAAUCCCAAAAGAAAAAGAAAAAUCAAAAAAGAAAGAAAAAGUGA
Molecule: messenger RNA, 4776 nt
Organism: Lodderomyces oxycetoniae
Lineage: Eukaryota; Fungi; Ascomycota; Pichiomycetes; Serinales; Debaryomycetaceae
Exons: 1
Coding region: 1-4776 (1591 amino acids)
Biological process (GO): Golgi to vacuole transport; retrograde transport, endosome to Golgi
Cellular component (GO): GARP complex
Molecular function (GO): syntaxin binding
Source: RefSeq, a predicted model, not a curated record